AUGGCGUCACCCCCCAACCUUGCUGACACAAAAGAGGAUCCCAAGCCAGAUGAUGAGGAAAAAUCUGAGCAGAAGAAACGAAUGGACCUGUACAAUGGUCUGAUCACCGCGGGCCUGACCACCUUCGUGUGGAAGGACGGCCUUGAGAUGUUAGAUAGAUUGAACAAGAACGACGCCAGACUAACACCUUUUGCUGCAGUAUACUUUUGUGCUGCUGUUACGGCGAUGAUUCUGGGAAUGGUCGCUUGCAAGUUCCCCAUGUCAGCACCAUACUCGAUGAGCAUCGCUGGCCAUGGAGCAUUCCACGAAUUGCUGUUCAUGUUGCUGGGACUUCACUUCGACACCUAUAUCUAUCAUGCAAGUGCUUUUUUGGCUAUUGGGUGUGCUUGUGUUGGAGGUUUGCUGCUUCUUGUGUACUGGGGCUGUAGUACUGAGGAUCCCAUGGUUAUCUCCUUCUGUGUCAAGCACGCCAAAUCGGCAGGUUCAUGGAUAUGCUCAUUUAUUUGCUCCUCGUGGGGAAAGCUAGUCAACAAACUACAAAGCUAUAGGACCCGGGACCCUGCCAAUGAAACUACAAAACAGGAAGGAACCGAGAGCAUGCAGAAGCUGCUGAUUAAGGAUGGUGUGCCACCCGAUGUCUGACCUCAUAGAUCCACUUAAAGAUGCAGCGUGGGAGAUAAUUCAAACAGUGGGCAGGAGUGUUAAUACAGUUCUAGCCCGGUUUGCAGGCCGUGAGUGGGCUCAAUGAGCUCUGUAAUAGUUUUCCUCUUUUAGCUUUGUUUGGUGGCAACGUUCAGGAAGGAAUGGCAGAUCGGCCGGCUUGUAGCUGGAACACGGAACAGAGGUGUGGGUGGAUGGGUGGUUCCUCUGAUAAUAUACACUAUAGUUCGUCUUGAUUCCUUCGAUCUGGUGCUCCCAACCCUAGCUAGAUACUCUUAUCAUUGAUCUGCUGAUAUUCUUCGUCAAUAACGAUUUGAAGCAAGUGUAAGCACCCUGAUUAACUUCUAGA
Messenger RNA from Triticum dicoccoides, 1009 nucleotides. RefSeq lists its product as uncharacterized. The coding region runs from base 1 to 642 and encodes 213 amino acids. The record is from RefSeq and is a predicted model, not a curated record. Lineage: Eukaryota; Viridiplantae; Streptophyta; Magnoliopsida; Poales; Poaceae. The transcript is spliced from 5 exons.